AUGGCUCCAGGCGGCAGAGAUUUACGUGACUCUGCAUCACCUCUGUUGAGCCCAUCCAGUGUUGAAGGUGAUGCUAUCAAAGUGUACGUGAGGGUGCGUCCACCUUCGGAGGGAGCUGCGUUAACCGAUGGAGACCAUGGCUUGUGUUUAUCUGUUCUUUCCGCAAAUACCAUCCGGCUGCAUUCGAAGCCUGAGCCCAAGAUCUUCACUUUUGAUUAUGUUGCAAAUAUGGAAACAACACAGGAGUCGGUGUUCUCAAGUGUGGCCAAAAAUAUUGUCGAAUCUUGUAUGAAUGGCUACAAUGGAACCAUCUUUGCAUAUGGCCAGACUGGGUCAGGAAAAACCUUCACCAUGAUGGGACCAUCUGAUUCUGAUAACUUCACUCACAGUCUGAGAGGUGUCAUUCCACGGAGCUUUGAGUACUUAUUUUUUCUAAUUGAGCGUGAAAAAGAAAAGGCUGGCAGUGGAAAGAGUUUUCUCUGCAAAUGCUCUUUUAUUGAAAUCUACAAUGAGCAGAUAUUUGACUUGCUAGAUUCUGCAUCAGCUGGACUCUUUCUCAGAGAACACAUCAAGAAGGGAGUCUUUGUUGAUGGGGCUGUUGAACAGGUGUUGUCAUCUGCUGCUGAAGCAUACCAGGUAUUAACCACGGGCUGGAGAAACCGUCGUGUAGCAUCAACCUCGAUGAACAGAGAAUCCUCAAGAUCACAUGCAGUUUUCACUAUCACAGUGGAAUCCAUGGAGAAGAACAAUGAGAUUGUUAACAUUCGGUCUUCCCUGCUCAACCUGGUGGACUUGGCAGGAUCUGAAAGACAGAAAGACACCCACACAGAAGGACUGAGGUUAAAGGAAGCAGGUAAUAUAAAUCGAUCACUAAGUUGCCUGGGCCAAGUAAUCACAGCACUUGUUGAUGUGGGUAAUGGAAAGCAGAGACACAUUUGCUACCGGGAUUCCAAGCUCACCUUUCUGUUACGGGAUUCCCUGGGUGGUAAUGCAAAAACAUGUAUCAUUGCAAAUGUUCAUCCAGGAGCCAGGUGUUUCGGUGAAACACUGUCCACCCUUAAUUUUGCUCAGCGAGCAAAGUUGAUUAAAAACAAGGCUGUGGUGAAUGAAGACACACAAGGAAAUGUGAACCAGCUGCAAGCUGAGGUCAAGAAGUUGAAAGAGCAGCUCGCUCAACUUACUUCAGUGCCAUCUAUGUGUCAUAUUUCUGUGUCACAAGGUGCUGUUGAAAAGGGGAAGAACAUCAAUUACAUGAACAACUUUCUUGAAGCAAUGUUGUUCUGGGAGAAAUCAGAAAGUGAAAAGAAGAAUUUAUUAGAAAAAAUUGCCCAGCUGGAAGAUUUGUGUGCCAAGAAGGAGAAAUUUAUUCAGUCCAAUAAAAUGAUAGUUAAAUUCCGUGAAGACCACAUUGCUCGCUUGGAGAGAUUACACAAAGAAGAUGGUGGAACUUUGUUGCCAAAAGAGCAAGAUGAUCUCCUCAGUGAAUUGAGGAAGGAAUUACAGACACUCAGAGAACAAAUGGAACAACACCCUCGAAUUGCCAAGUAUGCCAUGGAGAACCAUAACCUCAGAGAGGAGAAUAAGAAGCUUCGCUCUUUACAGUCAGUCAAAAAGGCUCAAGAAAUUGAUGCUCAGACCAUUGCAGAGCUAGAAAAAGCAUUUUUGGAAGCUUCAGCCACAGAGAAAAACAAUGGAGGUCAUCAUUUAUAUUCCACCACUGUAUCAGCAGAAGGCAACUCCCUGGCAUCUAUUGAAAGGCUGAAAACACGCCUGCUGCAGACUCAAAGUGAACUGGCAAGCUCAAAACAAGAAUAUGAAGAAUUUAAAGAGUUAACCAAGAAAAAGCACAUGGAACUGGAAUCUGAGCUUCAGUCCCUUCAGAAAGCAAACCAACAUCUCGAAAACAUUCUGGAAGCAACCAAAGCACACAAGCGCCGAGAAGUCUCUCAGCUACAUAAGCUACACAGAGAAACUCUGAAGAAUAUAACGACUCCCACAAAAGCUUACCAGCUCAGAUCUCGCCUGGUGCCACGGAUAAGCCCAGAAAUCUUAGAUUAUCAUUCUGAAGAUUUUCAGUGUUCUGAAGAGUCCAUGGAUGACAUUUUGAAAGAGCCAGUUCCCUCAGAGAUGAAUGAACAAGCACACGAGGCCAUUGCCGAGGAGCUGAAAGUGGCACAGGAACAACUGAGCACAAUGCAGACAAAGCUGGAUGAAGAGGAGAGCAAGAAUAUAAAACUCCAGCAGCAUAUUAAUAAACUGGAGCAUCAUUCUGCACAAAUACAGGAGCUUCUUUCAUCUGAAAGGAAUGACUGGAGUAAAGACCGCCAGGAGCUCCUCGAACAGAUAAAAUCGCUCGAAAAGCAAUUUCAAGACAGUCAAAGCAAGACUGAUAUAUUGAAAAGUGAAGUCUGUGACUUGCGCAUUGUCCUGCAGUCUGCAGACAAGGAGCUGUCUGCUGUAAAAUCAGAAUAUAGUGCCUUUAGGGAAAAGCAAGAGAAAGACAUGAGUCAGCUUUCUGGUAGACAUAUGGAUGUGCAGUUCCAGCUGGACAGCGUCAGGCUAGAACAUGAGAAAAUUCUUGAAGAAAAAGCAAGCCUGCAGGAUGACUAUGACAAUUUGCAGGAAGUAGCAAAAUUUGAGACAGAUCAGCUGAAGCAACAGCUUGAGGACAGAAGACAAGAAGCAGAAGCAAUGAAAACUGAGCUUUGUAACCUUUUGAAACUCCUGAAAACAGAAAAAGAACAUAAUGAAAAGCUAACAUUACAGUUACAAGAAGACAAAGAAAACAAUUCAAAGGAGCUCUUGAAAGUACUUGAAAAAACACAGGUGGAGAAACCAUCUUCUGAAUUGGUGACACAGUGUGAGCAGCAGGAAGCAAAACUGCAGAAAUUGGAACAGGAGCUGGCUGCUGCUCGAGAGAACAUUGUUUCUUUGAAGAAGACAAACGAUGCAGAUAAGGAAGUUGUAACUGACCUGAUGACACAGAUCCAGGAACUGAGGUCUUCAAUUAAUCACAAAACCGAGUCCAUAGAUGGGCUGACGAGAGAGCUCGAGGAUAUCAAUUGUAAGUAUCAUCUUGUCCUGGCUGCAAAAGAAGAAAGCAAAAGAAUCAUCCAGGAUCAGGAAAAGAAAAUUGAAGAACUGAGGGAAACCUUAGAGAGAAGACAAACAGCUGAUAACAUUGAGAGGGACCUUCUGUGUGAAGACUUGCAUCAUACCACUGAUCAGCUGAUACGACUGACAGAAGCCUCUAAGAAACAUGAUUCAUUGCUUCAGUGUGCCCAGGAAGACAUAAAAAAGAAAGAAGCUGUAAUCCAGGAACUCAGGGAACAGUUGGACAAAAUGACAGAAGAACUGGAGAAGAGGAAGAACGAAUAUGAACUAAAAAUGAAGCAAAUAGAUUGCUUUGUGGACUCAUCUUUGGUAACAUUUCCACAGUGUCCAAAAACUCCCCCUAAUUUUGAUGUGAAUUUGGCAAAACUCUUGGAAACCCACGAGCAAGAAAUAGCUGAACGAAGGGCUUCUGCAAUAAAUCUGGAGCACCUUGUACGUGAACUGAAUGAAGAACGAAGAGCUAAAAACGAUGAAAUUCUAAGGCUGAAGGAACAACUGAAUGAGUUGGAGAAUUUGCGUCUGGAAAUGGAGAUAUUGGUGGAGAACAACAGGAAUUUACAGAGCCUUGUAGAAGCUCAAAGACUAAGCAAGAACUGUGACCAGAAACAUCCUGAUGUGGAGUAUCUCAAAGAGAAAGAGGAGACGAUUGCUGAAGAACGACUUGCCAAGAAUAAAGCAAUAGAAGAGAUGCUGAAAAUGAAAGCAGAACUAGAAGAGACCAAAAAUACCCUCAAAAUCAAAGAGCAUACUUGUCUUGAAAUGACUCUGGAGAUGGAACGAACAAGAGCUUUGGAACUGAAAGCAUUUCAUGAAAAAGAAGAAAUUAGAUCAAAACUGGAAGAGACGUAUGAAGAGAGAGACAGAAUUGGAAAGGAAAUGGACUUGCUGAGGAAGCAGGUUGACUCUCUUGCUGAGGAGAAUGGGAAAUUACUUGGUCAUCAAAACCUAAACCAGAAGAUUCAGUAUCUUGUGAAACUGAAGAAAGAUUACGCUAAACUUACUGAGGAGACUGAAAAAUUACGAGUAGAAAACGCUUUUUUGAAAGAAUCAAAAAAAUGUGACAUCUGUAGACACCAUGACCAGCUAUACUGA
Messenger RNA from Colius striatus (speckled mousebird), 4206 nucleotides. It is a transcript of the gene KIF15, whose product is annotated as kinesin family member 15. The record is from RefSeq and is a predicted model, not a curated record. Lineage: Eukaryota; Metazoa; Chordata; Aves; Coliiformes; Coliidae. Gene Ontology annotation, molecular function: microtubule binding; ATP binding; microtubule motor activity. The coding region runs from base 1 to 4206 and encodes 1401 amino acids. Gene Ontology annotation, biological process: microtubule-based movement. The transcript has 35 exons.